AUGAAAAAUUGGAGCUCACUUGUGGCCAUUUUUACGGCUUUCACAUUAACAACACUUACAUUCGCUGCUGAGGUCACUGAUGUUUUUCAAAGUUUUGAUAGCUUGACCUGGGAAAAUGGAGCUACAUACCAAUACAGUACACCAGCCGCUCCAAGUUGGAUUGCAACUUUGUCGUGGAAGGUUUUGGGUUCAAAUGUUCAUGCAGGUGAUACAUUUACAUUAAACAUGCCUUGCGUUUUCAAGUUUACAACAACUCAAGACAGUGUCGACUUGAAUGUUGGUGAUACUGUUUAUGCUACAUGCCAGUUUGCUCCUGGUGAUUUGGUUGUUGCUUACUCUCAAUUAAAGUGUACUGCUAGCAACAAUGUCAAAGAUAGCACAAAUGCCGCUGGUUCAGUACAUUUUCCGAUCGCUUUUAAUGUUGGUGGAUCUGCAGGAGAAGUUGAUUUGCAAGACUCGAAAUGUUUUACUGCUGGUACUAAUCAAGUUACUUUUACUGAUGGUGAUAAGAAAUUGACCACCACUGCAAACUUUCAAGGCGGUUCCAACACCAAUGGAGGCAUUUCGACUGAUACAAUUGUCUACAAUAAUCGUGUUGUCCCAUCUUUGAACAAGCAGCAGUUAUACUUGCUUGGAGGAACCUGUGACAAUGGAUACAGAAGUGGAACUUUGGGUAUUACAGUCAGUGGAGGAACACUUGAUUGCUCAACGCUCCAUGCUUCCAUCACAGAUCAAUUGAAUGCUUGGUUUUUACCUGAAGAGGCAGAAGCAAUUUCUGCUUCCACCAGUUGUAAUGAAGGGUCUUAUACAAUUAAUUACAGCAAUAUUCCUGCAGGUUAUAGACCAUUCUUGGAUAUUUUGGUUUCAGUUCCUACUGGUCAAAGUUUACAAACAUCUUAUACUAACACAUACUUGUGUGCUGGAGAUUCGUUUCCUAACGAUGGAUCAAGAUCUGUUACUUGGUCACCAUACAACAAUAACGAUGCUGGUGCCAACGGUAAUGAAGUCGUUGUCACUACUUCUACAUACUAUGGAUCAACUACAUCAGUAACUACUUUGCCAUUCAAUACUGAACCGGGUAACACCAAAACUAUUGUUGUUGAUGUCCCCAUUCCAACCACCACGGUUACUUCAAGCUACACUGGUGUUUCAACAUGGACUACCACCAUUACGGCUAUAGCCGGGGAGACUGCUACAGUGGUUGAGUGGGAUCCGAUAACUCUUACUGUGAGCUCCGAACCACCAAGUUCAUCAGAGCCUCCAAGCUCAUCGGAAUCAGAAUCAAGUUCAGAACCA
Messenger RNA from Lodderomyces orthopsilosis Co 90-125, 1296 nucleotides. RefSeq lists its product as uncharacterized. Gene Ontology annotation, cellular component: fungal-type cell wall. The transcript has a single exon. Gene Ontology annotation, biological process: cell adhesion involved in single-species biofilm formation; cell adhesion involved in multi-species biofilm formation. The annotation marks the transcript as partial. The record is from RefSeq and is a predicted model, not a curated record. Lineage: Eukaryota; Fungi; Ascomycota; Pichiomycetes; Serinales; Debaryomycetaceae.